AACUCGCAGUAGCUCCCGGUACUUUACCUCGAUAACUCGUUUUAACAACUAAAACCAACCAACUUUACUGUUGAAGUGAAGAUCUAGUGGAUCCAGUGUGCCGCCGUAAAUAGUCAGCGUUUGUUGUUGUAUUUUUCUUUUAAAUGAAAGCAUUACUCUUUAGUUGAACGGAGUUGCGUUGUUUUACUUUAGCUGUGCAGUGCGCUACAUAAUAUAAGAUAAAACGCAGCAGUGAUGAUGGUCUUUGCUAAUUUCAUUGAGUGACAAAUUUUAAAAAUUGCAUAUCACGAGUUUAAAGUAUUUAGCAAAAUUGAUAUUGUGCAAGCUGCAUUAUUUCCUGCUCACAGUAAAAUCUAAUAUGGCCUAUCAAAUUCGAGGUUUCAUUGUUUUUAUUAUACUCGUCAGUGUGUGUUCAAAACAAAUCAAAGGAUCCUGCCUGAGCUACGGACAUUCAUGCUGGGGAGCUCAUGGCAAACGCGCGGGCCAACCGGGGCAUAUGGCUUCCAGUGAUGUGCCGGGAGCUGUACAAUUUCAACCACAGCAGCAGCUGGACCAAUCUCACCCACUCCCAGCUGCUUUAAAUGGCGCGGAACGGUGGGCUUUGAUAAGAGUUUUGCCAGAAAAGAAUGCAUACUACCCUUUUAACAAGAUCAUAUACCCAUCACCAGCUAUGGAAUCAUCUACGUAUGUAUACAGCGACGGUUUAGGCUCAUUUGAAUCGGAUUCCUUGAGGAUUGGUUCAGAGUCACCCAGCAGUGCAGAAGGAAAAUUAGCGGAUAAUAGCAAUGAUUUGAGAUCCCUUGUAUCAACGGAACAAAAUGUACCACCUGAGGAUGAGCAACUUCUAACGGCAGUUGCCGUCCCUAAUAUACUGCGUAAAGAUCACCACCACAAUAAAAAGACCCAAUCUAUUGCUGCAAAUCAUCGAUAUACUAGUUCAGAUAAUGGCUUCGAAGACAAUGCGAACAUUGCUCGAUUUUUACCAAAUUAUAACGACGUGAGUCAAAUAUUGCUAACUAAUGCAGCCGUAGCAGCUGCGGCAAGGUUGUCAGACAAUGAUGCAUUUCUUAAAAAUACGCAGUUCAAUCGGAAGCUGUUGACUGAUAACAAUAAAUCCUCGACCCUGCUAAACGCAUAAAUUAUUUGCAUAAAAUGAUUCCAUCAAUAAUCUAACGUAACAUUUCAAUGAUAACGUCAAGUUGCAAGCAGUCAAAGAGCGGCCAUUGUCUGGGGUAAAGGGAAAUCGGUGAAAAAUUCAGUUAAAAACAUAUAUAUAUAUAUA
Molecule: messenger RNA, 1282 nt
Organism: Anopheles coluzzii
Lineage: Eukaryota; Metazoa; Arthropoda; Insecta; Diptera; Culicidae
Gene: CCHa1
Exons: 5
Coding region: 359-1138 (259 amino acids)
Source: RefSeq, a predicted model, not a curated record